AUGACCACGGUGCGUUGUGAGGAGAUCGCGGCGUUCGAAGGGACUGGGAUGGCGGCAUUCGAGGGGAAUGGGAAGGCGAGGUUCGAGGGGAGUCGGACGGCGGGGUUUGAGAGGGUUCGGACCGGGGGGUUCGAGAAGAGUGGGAUGCGCAGACAAGGACUGCGGUGCAUUGUGCGUAAAAGGCGCUGUUCGAGGGGAGUCGGAUGGCGCCGUUCAAGAGGAGUGGGAUCGCAGGUUCGAGAGGAGUGGGAUGGCGGGAUUCGAGGGGACUCGAACGGCAAGGUUCGAGGGGACAGGGUCGGCGGACAUGCGUGCCCGUCGACGCACGAUCCCGAGCCGUUGUUGCUGCGCGUUCUGCAUCUGUGGCUGCGGACGAGGACCGAGGUACCUUGUGCGGACAUCGCGGUGUUCGAGGGGAAAGGGACGGGGGCGUUCGAGGGGAGUGGGACCGCGGCGUUCGAUAGGAGUGGGACGGGGGUGUGCGAGAGGAGUGGGUCCGCGGAGUUGGAGAGGAGCGGGGCGGCGGAUGUGCGUGCCCGCUCGAUGUAG
This is a messenger RNA of Sparassis crispa, 549 nucleotides long. RefSeq lists its product as hypothetical. The record is from RefSeq and is a predicted model, not a curated record. Lineage: Eukaryota; Fungi; Basidiomycota; Agaricomycetes; Polyporales; Sparassidaceae. The coding region runs from base 1 to 549 and encodes 182 amino acids. The transcript has a single exon.